UCUCUUCACACAAAAGAACGCUGGUUCAUGUGAUCGCCAUGUGAGCACCAUGCUCGUCACCGUGUGACGCGUCAUGUGGCGAUGGGUGGUGGCACUGGCCCUGCUCAGCCUCGGUGGCGCGUGGUGGUUUGGUGUCGCGAACUGUCGAGUUCCAGGAAAACGCGCCGUCGAAGCACCAAAGAAGCGUGCAGGGAAAGCGCGGGGUCCAGCUGUGCCAGCGACGUCCAGUGAAGUCCAGCAAGCGCGUUUGGAUGCGUGGCUACCACAACAUAGGCCAAAUGGCACUAUGCUGAAGUCCGCGCUCGCUCGCUCCGAUGGACUCUGACAACGAUCCGAUUCCGAUCGGCGCAUCGCCCGUUGAAAGCCGCGCCCUUCUCGGCUCCGUUGAUGUCGUUCUCGGCUCGUCGGAGAACGUGCGAGCGCCGCGGGCAGCGCAGUAGCUCGCUCCGGAGCGCUUUUAGCGGGCAGCUCGCGCGACCAAGGCAGCCGUGGGUGUCUGGAGGGCAGGGAAAUCCUUGCGUGCCUGCGCUACAUCACUUACCGCCUCGAGGCGAUUAUGAAUAUCAUCCCAGUGAUCUGGAGAAGCAAUGGAUUGAUGUCCGUCGGAGGGGCAAGAUUUGCGCCACCGCCAAAGAGCAGGAACAACAGGCACAGCUUUGGCUGAGCUACACGGCCAGCGUCUUCCAAGCGAAGCAACGGCCGGCGAGGGAACCCACGGAGGAAGAAGCGGGCGUCUUGUCCUAUUUCUCUUAUCCUCGACCGGACGGCAGCCGAGUGAACCGCUAUCUGGAACCUUUACAUGGCGCUGCGGGGCAUCCGCUGGCCUCGGAAGGAUGUGCCAUGGGCAACCAAAGCAUUGACGAGCAGAACGUCACGUACUUGCUACCUGAAAAUGCUUGUACGAAGGAGGGCAACAGAACCAAAGGUGUGUUCUUCGACCUGGGAUGUGGUGCAAAUGUGGUCGGCUUUGAGAAUUAUGACUAUGCCGCCGCUGCCAAUGGUUCUGGCAUGCGAUCAUCGAUCCCAUUCUUCUUCAGAAUGUAUGCCGACCGUUGCAUUGACUUUCAAGCCAUCUAUGCAUGGCAGGCGGAGCGCGUGGACCACAAGCACUUCUGGGACCCUCUGCCCGAUCCGAUCCGCGCGCGCUUCCGCUUCUUCAACCGGCCGGUGCAGGAGCAUCUGUGCCCUGACUCGCCACAGGGGAACCUCACAGAGCGCGGAGGCUUCUUGAAGCUGCUCACCGCCACCGUGUCGCUGGAGGACUACGUGGUGGUGAAAGUGGAUAUGGGCUCUCUGGCACUGGAGACGAGGGAACUGGCCAUUGUGGAGUCCAUUGCACACCUCCCGGAGUUGUCGAACCUCAUCGAUGAGCUGUAUUUCGAUUAUCACUUCUACACCGGGAUCGGAGGGGACCACUUUGGCGGACGCGACGUGGACACGGCCAUCAAUCUCAUGCUGCGCGCGUGUGGCGAGUCGAUGUGUCAGACUGUAGACAACUGCCUGUGCAUGGAAAUCAGUGGAUUCUGCGUGGUGGCAGAGCUGGGAUGUCUCUCCCAUCGCAGGAUUGCUCUGGUCCGACUGAGUAAGGUUGCUCUGGUCCGCUUGAUGCAUGACUUGAGGGCAGAUGUCGAACAACUUGGGACAGUUUUGAGCCACAGAUGGAACUUCAUCCCCACCAAGGGUACCACCAUCCUGGUUCUCACCCCCUCCCAGGCCUACUCGCCGCGCUUGCGCUUCAAGAUGUUGGAUGCCCUGGAGGCUCCACCGAGUUUGUGGGUUUGUGUGGUGCCCUUUUCUCCCACCCUGGCGCGGGCUGCAGCGACUCGGCACUGGACCUGUUUCACGCUGGGCGCUCGAGGUGACUCGGCGCAGCUCAACGCCGCCAUGGCGGCCACCGAGCGGGCAGAGGGGACACCUCCCAGUGCUGGCCGAUUCUGUCCGGGCUCAGAGCUGACGGGUCGAGAGUCGGUCGGCGACACCAUGGCGCCUUCCAUCACGUGCGUCGACUUCGGCCGCGCGGAGACCGGGAAUCCCUCCGCGCGGCCAGCAGCGCGAGGGGCCGAAGCAGAUCAAAUGCCCUUGGCCAGCGGGCGUCAAAUGCUUCCUAUGUACCGCAGCACCCGGGGCGGAGCCACGGGCUUAAGCUUUGAACAAGCAGUUUUUGAAGGCUUGGCGCCUGAUGGAGGAUUGAUGGCUGCUCGACCCGAGCUGGGUGGGUGCAGGACCACCAAAGGCCUGAGGGUGCUGGUAGAAGUCUCAGAGACCAAGUGCCCGCAUGAUAGGGAUCUUCCGGAUCAUUUGCGCAUCGUGAGCGUGAGACCCAGAAAUAGCUCGGCCUUGAUCAGCUUGGUUCCAGAGACGGUGCCAGAUGUCUCCAAGAUCUACAAAGGCUGGUCCAAGUUGAAGUUUCAUGAGUUGGCCUUCGAGGUGGCGAGCCUCUUCUGCAGCACGGACGAGGUCCCGUCCGCGGAUCUCCGACAGCUCAUGCAGCGGAGCUAUGAGGACGGAGUGAACGACUUGUAUGUCAUGGAGCUCUUUCAUGGCCCGACCUUCGCCUUUAAGGACGUCGCGCUGCAGGCCCACCAGCGUUUGCAUGCGCCUUCGUCUCACCUCAUGAAUUAUUUGAGCGCCCGAAAGGGCGGCCACAACUUCCUCCAACGUGGCGACCCGAAGCCCCGGGUGACGCGAACCACGCAGACGGAAGGCGGCGAAAACGGCGGCGAACACGGACUCCAACGAGGCAUCUCGGCGGGCGAGAACUCGCCGAGGAAUAUGCAGUCUGGAUCAAGAAAUGGAUCUCGCAUGGGCUCCAGAUCCAACUCGAGGUCGGGCUCGCGCAACGGCUCGCGGCACGGCUCGCAGGAUGCGGACGCCUCGGAGACGUACCAGGCCGUGCACCACAUCCGAAGCAGUUUGAAACAAGGCGGCACGGAGUCCCAAGAUAUGCACCGGACGGACUCGUAUCGGGCCAAGGCGGCAGCGGGGGCAGGCACGCAGUCGCACGAUGUCCAGGGCUUUGAGGUGCAACACACCGAGUCGGCCCGGAAGAUGCUGGAAGUUCCGGCAGGUCGAACCUAUCGGAAGCAAAACACGCACGAGUCCUUGAACUCCUGCGCCCGCUCUGAGCAAGGCAGCGGCGGCAAGCGCGGCGGCGUGAUGACGUCGUUGGACGAGUCCGAUGGCGAUGCCCAAGGUUCGAAUGCUGUCAAGCCGACGGGUUCCAUUCGGGAGUCCAAGGACUUCAAGCCUAGGCACAAGGCGAAUGCCUCAGCGAAAGCUCUCAUCCAGACACAGCGUCUCAGGAGCAUGAGCAAGUCGAACUUGAACGACCAGCCGCCGACGCGAUUCCCCAAGCUGAGUGGCUUCUGCCUCUAUGUCGUGGAUGACACUGCGUUUAUGUCCCUCGUGGUCUUGGUGAUUUUCGGGCAGUCCGUCUACAUGGGCUUGGAAGAUGAGGGGAGCCUUGUGGUGGAUGUGCUCUUCACCGUGUUCUACUUCCUGGAACUUACCAUGCGGCUCAUCGCCUACGGGUCCGACUUCUUCAAGAGUGCCUUCAAUCUGAUGGAUUUAGGUCUCAUUGUGAUCUCCUUCGUAGACCUUUUGAUCGUCAUCAUUCGAGGAAGUAGCUCCCUUGAUGUCAUGGUGAGUCUGCGGCUCUCGCGUCUCUUGCGCUUGGGCGGCCUGGUGCGACUGAUCCGCUUGCUGCGCUUCUUCAAGCCCUUAUACCUCCUUGUCACGGGCAUCAUGGUCUCCCUGAGGACGGUCGUCUGGGCUUGGUUGCUCAUGAGUUUGAUCAUCUAUGUCUUUGCCUUGGUCUUCUACCGUGCCCUGAAGCCUGACAUCUGUCCCGGAGGUGUGGCGGAGCAAGAUCCGGAGCAGGGAUACUUUGACCUGAUGAUGACCUACUACGGAUCUUUGACCUUAUCAGUGUUUACUGUCUUUCAGAUUACCACCUUGGAGGACUGGCCGCAGGUGUCCGACGUGAUGUCGAAGCACCAUGUGUGGCUCGGUGUCAUGGUCAUUCUUCUGUUGGUGCUGACCGCCUAUGGUGUGAUGAACGUCACAGUGGCCAUCUUCGUGAACAGCGCGAUGGAUGCGUCCUCGGUCCGUUCGCGCGACAUCGCCAAGAAGGCGAAGGAGGAAUAUGAAGCUACUUGCAAGUCCUUGUAUCAGGUCUUCAAAGAUGCGGAUAAUGAUGGAAAUGGAACACUCUCCAAGGAAGAGUUCAACAAGGCCAUCAAAGAGAAGAACCUCUUGGCCCGCUUGCACGGCGCUGGCAUCGAUGAGGGCAGUGCCUCAUCACUCUUUGACAUCUUGGACAUCGAUGGUAGUGGCACCUUGGAUGGCAAUGAGUUCGUGGAGGGCGUCUUGCGCUCCCGAGGAUACGCACAGAACAAGGACAUGGUCGGCCUCCGCUGUGACGUAUGGAGAGCCAACCUGAGCGUACAAGAAGAGAUCAGACAGGUGAACGUCUACUUUGAGGCAAGAUUGCUGGAAACGAAGCAGAAGCUGGAGAACCUGAAGGAGGUGGCUGGUCCGGUCCUCCGCCGGGCCAUCGAGGAGGCCCGCAAGAAGCCCGUGAAAGCGCGGCUCUCCGCGGGGCCCACGAUGACCACCGCCGAGCAGACCACGGAGGACCACGACGACAGCGCCGUGGCCGUCCGGCCGUCCUUGAAGUCGGGUUUCUCCUUCGAGGACAGCCACUGA
Molecule: messenger RNA, 4707 nt
Organism: Durusdinium trenchii
Lineage: Eukaryota; Dinophyceae; Suessiales; Symbiodiniaceae
Source: the annotation of a GenBank genome assembly